Molecule: messenger RNA, 927 nt
Organism: Pseudogymnoascus destructans
Lineage: Eukaryota; Fungi; Ascomycota; Leotiomycetes; Thelebolales; Thelebolaceae
Exons: 2
Coding region: 1-927 (308 amino acids)
Source: RefSeq, a predicted model, not a curated record
AUGCCGCCCUCACCCUCCCUCUCCGGGGCCCCACCAGCACCAGUCUACCCGCUCUACAACACAACAUACACCCUCCACCGCCUCUCCCCCCUGCACGCCUUCACGCCCUCCUCGCUCCCCUCCCACGCCGCCGCGCUCUCUGAGAUACUGACUGGGUCUACACUCCGCGGUGUAAGGAUCGGGUUGGAUACUUCUAAUGCGUCGCUUUCCCGCGCCGGCGCGCUGAGGAGCGUGUCGAUGCGGCCGCUGAGAUCACCGGAUGGGUGGGCUGCUGUGCAUGCUGCUGCUGAGCCGGAUGAGAUCCCCCGCCACCACCACAACAGAAGGGGAAUUCACACACCUCCCCCUCCUACUAACCCGUCUCCCCCCCCCCUGCGGACGACACUCCUCGACUUCCUAUCGACGAGAUUUGAUACCCGCGCGUCACCGAUGCAGCUACCCUCCCCGUUUGUGAAGAAAGCUAUGGGGGGAUACAUCGAGGCCCUGGUCGCGGGUGGAGGGGAAGUCAGGAGCGCGGUGAGGGAGGUGGUGAUCUCUCUCGCGUUUCCGGGUGUGGAAGGGGGGGAGUUGAAGAAUAUCGACAUAACAAUCUCACGCGAUGACAUCCCCAACUUCCUCCAGCGCGGCGGCAGCUCCAUCACAACCACAACCGCAACAAGCGCCCGGACAUCCCCAGCGCAGCCCGAACAGCACCCCUUCUGGACAGCCCUGCAUACAUACACAACCAAACGCCUCGCGCUCGACCUUUCCAAUCCCUCAGUGGCAGUGGCGAAGAUAGCGUGCGGCGCCUUCGUGAUAGCUGCAGAGGGGAGGGUGAAGAUUUCCGCGCCUGCUGAGAGGGAAGGGAGGGGAGAGAGAGAGGGGGCGGAGGGGGUGCUGGGGAUGUUGGUUGGGGUUGCUGAGCGGAAGGGGUGGGCGGCUGAAUGA